UCAAGCAUGGUGCCACACUCUCGAGGCUGCUGGUGGAUCAUGCAUUACAGCUCCUAUGCUGUGAAUAACAUCUGCACUGUUCACAAAGGGAAGAGUCAGAGAGACGGGCCGAUCAGGGCAUUCUUAGGUCCGUGGCUGCAAUGCUGCUGUAAAGGAAACAUGUUGGUUGUCUUUGUGGAGCAGAAAUCGGCUAAUUAAUCUGUAGUUUAUCAUUAAAGGAGGAGAUAUUGCUUGUUAGUUCAAAGCCACUAUGGCAACAUAUGUGUGUGCUGUUAUAGUUCUAUUUCAUUUUAGUUUAAGUUGACACUACUAAUAAACACAGACAGGAUAUGUAACAACCACAUUUUUGUGGGAGCACGUUUGGGUGUGUCCGUCUUUGGCUGUUGCUCCCGUGAGCCACAAUAGGAAAGACGCAGCUACUAAAAGCAACACUGAAACAUGAUGAACGGUUUAUUUCAACACUACAGGGACGACAGAUUGUGGGGAGGAGUGUUAUAGGCUGAAGCUAAAAUGAACAUGGACUCUCUGCCUAACGAGUAUGUAAAUACAAGAAAUAUGUAAAUGUUUUUGUCCUGGCAAGUUACAUAUUUCUGUUUAUCCUAAAAUAAAAUAAAAGGCACUUAAUAAUAAUACAUUUUAUUUAUAGAGCGCUUUUCAAGAAAAUAAAAGACACUUUACAAACAUUAAAAUCAUCAUAAAAAGCUCUGCACUAAAAACAUAGAACAAACAACAUUCCUCACACAUUAAAAGGGUUCAAAACUUUUGUCUGAAAACUAAGCAAAGCAAUAUUUUUGAAUAAAUAUAAUAUAAUAUAUAUAAUAUAAAAAUAUUCUCUAAACUAAUAAUUGUACAACUGCAACAAUUGGUUGAGCAAUGGAUCAAUUAUUCUGAGUCGUUGUAAAGAAAAAGUCAGCAUGGGUUCUGGGAAGCUGUGAUUGGCCUUUUUCACUCAUUUCUGUGAUUUGUAUUUAUUCAUGGUGAAGAUAAUGGUUUGUUGCAGCUCUAAGAAAUAGGCAUACUGUCAUAAUCCUGCUUGGCAAUUGGGCACAUAAUUCACACGCAUCACUACAGAUCCUCCUCACCACCCCAGGCUGCUAAUUCAUCCUGCUGGAUUUAGGGAUGUUGUGAAUGAACGGCAUCCCUCUGUCAUGCUGCCUGUUGCUCUUCCUGUCUCUCUCUCUUUACAUACCUGGUGCCACCUUCUUGUAAUGCGGGUGGCAGCCGGCUGGACUUUGAUUCACACAGUGGUCGCUCUUCGACAGACAACCGUACAGCAAAUUAAUCUGUCCUCCCGUGUCGCACUGAAUGACUUCCAAAAUCGAAACAGCUGUCGCACCCAGAAUCGUUUGCCAAGAGUCAAUUCUCAGAAGUUUGUUGCAGCAUCAGUUGCAACCCACAUUCAAACUGUUGCCACAUUGUUGAACUGUGCUCCAAGUAGAUUGUGAAGCUUGUUUGCACCGUGACCUUCUCUAAAGCCGGGCAGUAACACCUCGAGGCCUCCCUCGGCUGAGCUGCAGGCUUUUCUCUGGGCCUCUCCAGGCUAACCUAGUUCUAUCACAGUCUUUCCCAAGAGUGCAGUUAUUUUCAGCAAAAUGUGGCUUUCUGCUCCAAUUUUGUCAAUGUGUUGUUUUUGUCGAGCAACAAUAUCGUAUGAAAGAUGUAUAAAAGACGAUGUGCUCUCUUAAUCAGAUCACCCCCCUCCUGGUUGGAAAGUUCUACAGGCUGCAUAUUUGUCCUGGCAGUGUGUCGGCGAGCUCAUUUGGUGAAUGUGUCUUCGGUGGGGAGUCAAUAGGUGGUGGACCAGAGCCUACGCCGAUACCUCACCAAAGCUGGCCUUUGUUCACGGGAUAAGUGACGCAGUGGGAAUAUUAAUGUGAUUAGACCGAAUAACCGGGUGCCAGAGCAAGGUCCGGUUGCUGCCGCAUGUUAGAAAAGAGUGCAUAUUUGUGUUAUGCUUUGCUGUGUAGUCACAUUUGGACAACCAAACGCAGGCAGGGCCAGGGCAGCGGUGUUGUCGCCUGUCAGACACACACACACACACACGGUACAAUUCAGUCUCAGCACGUGGAGACCGACAUCCUGUCCACUGUGCUUUCACCAGCCUUUCUAAACAUAGACUGAGCUAUCCAUUUAUUAACUACACUUUGAAAUCUUUUCUGUUGAAAAAACUUUAGACUAACUUAUUUUUAAUGGUUUUCUGCUUAAUGGUGAUGGUGGGACCAGUCUUUCUUUUCUCAUUGUGACUGAAGAGAUCUCUCAUAUCUCCCUCUCCUUAUCGCCUCCUCUUCAGUGAAUGUUCCACCUCAGCUGACGGUGUGUGCAGUCAGGAUCUUGUUUUGCUCAGCUCCGGAGUUUUUCUUCUCUUAUCGGUCAAAAGCAGACUUCUGCAACUCACGCCACCCACAUGUUGGUUAUGUAUAGCCACACACACACCUACCCCUAUCUGCCCAGUGGUUUGAAAACAAUGCUUUGUGUAAUUCUAAGGCUGCUAUUUGUGAAACCUCGAUCAUGCACAGGGGGUUCUUACAAGGUUAUGUAAGGCUCCCCACUCAACUGUAAUCCCGCUUACGCUGAGUGAGCCCCCCCAUGUGACUGUGCUGAAGUGUUGGGAGAGACCAGGUGGCUGUUUGGACCGUCGGCAAGGCACGGGUGCUAUCCGUAGACUCCAGCCACCUGACCCCACCACACACACACACACACACACACACACACACACACUGAGCUGCUUGUGUAUAAGAAGAGAAGUUUAUCCUGGAAAAUUCCUUACUUGGAACUGGGACGCUGGAUGGAGACACAGCGCUGAUGCUCGUCCUCGGUGCCGGGGUUUGGACCAGACCUACAGUCACUACAUUGAGCAUAUUCCCUGAAUGAUACUCCGGCUCUCCUCUUCAUCUGCGUGAACCGUCAAUGUGGACGUCAGCUGGUGAUUUGACAAGUCACAUAUAGGAGCAGCCUCCAGUGUUUCCUGUCCCCUCUCCCCCCUCUCUCUCUCCCUCCCUCCCCCCUUCCCUUGUCAAUCUUCUCCCCGAUCCCCCUUUCCCCCCUCCUCCAAUAUUCACCAUGCUUAUCAAGGAGUACCGCAUCCCCAUGCCCAUGAGUGUGGAGGAGUACCGCAUCGCCCAGCUCUAUAUGAUCCAGAAAAAGAGCAGAGAAGAGAGCUGUGGUGAGGGAAGCGGGGUGGAGAUUCUAGAGAAUAAGCCCUACACAGAUGGACCGGGUGGGACGGGCCAGUACACCCACAAGGUUUACCAUAUUGGCAUGCACAUUCCCAGCUGGUUCCGCUCCAUCUUGCCCAAAGCAGCACUGAGGGUUGAAGAGGAGUCCUGGAACGCCUACCCUUACACCCGCACCAGAUACACCUGUCCCUUUGUUGAGAAGUUCUCCAUUGACAUCGAGACCUACUACAAACCCGACUCAGGCAACCAAGCAGAUGUCUUCAACAUGUCUGCAGUAGAGAAGAGGCAGAGGACUAUUGACCCAAUCGACAUAGUGACAGAUCCCAUGUCCCCGCAUGAGUACAAAGCAGAGGAGGACACACGGCUCUUCAAGUCAGCCAAGACCCAGAGGGGUCCUCUGCAGGAAGACUGGAUAGAAGAGUACAACAAUAACCCUGGGAAGACCCCCAUCAUGUGUGCCUAUAAACUCUGCAAGGUGGAGUUUCGUUACUGGGGCAUGCAGUCUAAGAUUGAGCGCUUCAUCCAUGAUGUCGGACUGAGAAAGGUGAUGGUGCGUGCCCACCGGCAGGCCUGGUGCUGGCAGGAUGAGUGGUACGGUCUGACCAUGGAGGACAUCCGGCAGCUGGAACUGGAAACCCAGCUGGCCCUGGCCACGAGGAUGGCCCAGUUCAGUCAGGCAGAGGAGGCCACAGAGGCUAACGGAGAGGCUCCGUCUCCGGACAAAGACCAGGAGGUUAAAGAGGCGAUCAGCUCCAUUGAAGCUGAGGAGGAGGUUGUAAGCUCAGGCGGAGAGACUCUCCAGCCUCGAGGUGUACUCACCAAGCAGUGGUCCACUUCAUCUCGAUCCUCCCGCUCAUCCAAGAGAGGAGGUGAGGAGCAUGCCUUCUUCACCUAUCCGUCUGUCACCUCUGUGGAUGACGGUUUGGUGAGCCCAUCCCGUCACAGCCUCUCAGAGUGGAGGAUGCAGAGCAUAGCUCGAGACUCGGAUGACAGCUCUGACGAGGAGUUCUUCGACGCUUAUGAGGAUCUCUCAGACGAGGAAGUCCUCCCAAAGGAAAUCGCUAAGUGGAACUCCAAUGAACUCAUAGACAAGAUUGAAGCGGCAGACACAGAGGAAACUCCUGGUGAGCUGUUAAAGGAAAUGACAGUGGAUUAUGAAAGAGCAACCAGUGAGGAAAGACUAGAUGAGAUGCGUGGCUCUGUUAGCGGCCAAACCGAUAGCUCUCCCAUUCCCACCAUCACGGUAACAAGGCACCAGUCAGAGAACUUGUCCCAGCAGUGCUUGCAGCCUUCCAAGAUCCAUGUGCUGAUCCUGGUUCUGCACGGAGGGAACAUCCUGGAUACAGGCGGAGGGGACCAGAACAGCAAGCAGGCCGACGUCAACACGAUUAGUACGGCUUUUGACACAGUCAUGCGUGUUCACUACCCCGCGGCGCUGGGACGCAUCGCCAUCCGCUUGGUACCCUGCCCUGCCAUCUGUGCCGAGGCCUUCUCCCUGGUGUCCAACCUGAGCCCGUACAGCUACGAUGAGGGUUGUCUGUCUAGCAGCCAGGACCACAUCCCCCUGGCAGCUCUCCCCCUCCUAGCAACCUCUGCUCCACAGUAUCAGGAUGCCAUGGCCGCCGUUGUCGUCAGAGCCAACCAGGUGUACACAGACUUUAUAAAGUCUCUGGACGGGGAAGCUUUCUCUGGCCGGGUGUGCCUCAUUGGGGACUGUGUUGGAGGAAUCUUGGGGUUUGAUGCACUGUGCAGUAGCAAUCAGACGGUUAAUGAAAGCCAGAACAGCAGUCGCAGGGGCAGUGUUGUCAGUGGACAGGACCAGGAUCUCCUAUCUCCUGGCAUUAUUGUCAACAGCGGGCAGGGGUCUGCCUCUCCGACCCUGGAGGGCAGCCGCCACCUCAGUCGCAGUAACAUCGACAUCCCUCGUGCGAGCACAGGUGACGACACCAAGCGACAACUGCCACGCAAGAGAAGUGACUCCUCCACCUACGAAAUGGACACAAUAAAACAACACCAGGCCUUUCUGACCAGCAUACAUUCCAGUGUUUUGCGGAACGACACAGUGUCACGCAGGUCCAGCAGCAGCACUAUGCUGGAUGGAGGAUGGAAGUUUGACUUCGAAGUGUCUGACUUUUUCAUGUUUGGCUCUCCACUGGGCUUGGUACUCGCCCUGAGAAAGACUGUCAUUCCUGUGCUGGAUGUGGCCCAGCUGAGGCCUGCCUGUCAACAGGUCUAUAACCUGUUCCACCCAGCUGAUCCCUCAGCCUCCCGCCUGGAGCCUCUACUGGAGAGGAAGUUUCACCUCCUGCCUCCCUUCAACGUUCCCCGCUACCAACGCUUCCCACUGGGAGAUGGAAACUCCGCCCUGCUGGUGGAGACAGUCCAGAGCAACGCUCAGCUGCUACUUGACAGCGGGCCUCCUCUGUCCCUUCGCUAUCAGGAGACCAUCAGCGAGACCUGCAUCCCUGUGCCUGUGCUAAACUGGCAGGAGGGCUCCCUCAAAGCCACACCCGCCACUAUGGAGUCGGAAUUUGUUCAGUCUCAUGGUGGUGUCUUCAUGGACAGUUCGUACCCCUCAUCCCCCAUAACGGGCCCCCUUUCCCGGGCCCAGCGGAGGGCCAGUGAGGUCAGCAUUGCCAGCCAGGUCUCAGGAAUGGCAGACAGUUACACUACCACCAACAUAGCCAACAUCAAAUCAUGCCAAAAUAACCAGUCCAAAAAGUUCAGCCUUUUGUCCCAACUCGCCCUUUCAUCACAAAACAAAUUCUUCCUGAAAAGUCCUCCUAAGUCCCGUAAGAAAGCAGAGGCUGACCCGGCCGAAGGAUCUCCUGAUGCAGAUGUAGUGGCAGAGCUGGACAGUGAGGCUAGUGACAGUCUAAGUCCCACUAGCCAGUACGACAACUGCCUGUCAGCAGGGCUGGACUGUGCUAUAUCUGAUCUGGUCUCACUGGACUCCCAGACUGAAGUGGACCAAGUUGCGGCUCGUUGGUGGGGCACAAAGCGGCUGGACUUUGCUCUGUACUGCCCCGACGCUCUGACCGCUUUCCCCACGGUGGCUUUACCGCACCUCUUCCACGCAUCAUACUGGGAGUCCACUGAUGUGGUGUCUUUUCUCCUGAGACAGGUCAUGAGGCAUGAAAACUCGAGCAUCCUGGAGCUCGAUGGAAAAGAAGUGACUGAAUUCACCCCCUCAAAACCUCGAGAGAAGUGGCUCCGCAAGAGGACUCAUGUGAAGAUCAGGAACGUGACUGCUAAUCACCGUUUGAAUGACGCAGUGUUCACAGAAGACUCCCAGCAGGUCGUGACAGGCCGCUUCAUGUACGGCCCUCUGGACAUGGUCACCUUGGCCGGGGAGAAGGUUGACCUCCACAUCAUGACCAAGCCUCCAUCAGGAGAAUGGAUGUUCUUCAACACAGAAGUGACCAACAGUAGUGGCCGUGUGUCUUUUGUCAUCCCAGAGGACAAACGUCUGGGCAUCGGGGUCUACCCUAUCAAAAUGGUUGUCAGAGGCGACCACACAUUUGCUGACAGCUACCUGACGGUUAUUCCACGCGGCACCGAGUUUGUGGUAUUCAGCAUUGACGGGUCAUUUGCUGCCAGUGUGUCAAUCAUGGGCAGUGAUCCCAAAGUGCGGGCAGGAGCCGUGGAUGUCGUCAGGCACUGGCAGGAUUUAGGCUAUUUGAUCAUCUAUGCGACAGGACGACCAGACAUGCAGAAGCAGCGGGUAGUGGCUUGGUUAUCUCAGCACAACUUCCCUCAUGGCAUUGUCUCCUUCUGCGACGGCUUGGUCCAUGACCCACUCAGACACAAGGCCAACUUCCUCAAGUCCCUGACAGAGCUUCAUUUGAAGAUUUUCGCCGGCUACGGAUCAACCAAAGACAUCUCAGUCUACAACUCCAUUGGCCUCCCUCCCUCCCAAAUAUACAUUGUCGGUAGACCCUCCAAGAAGAUGCAGCACCAGUGCCAGGUCAUCACAGAGGGAUAUGCGGCUCAUUUGUCCCAGCUGGAGUACAGCCACCGCUCUCGGCCAGCUAAGUCCAGCAGUGCACGCAUGGUCCUGCGUAAAGGCAGCUUUGGCUUGGGCGCCAACAGUGACUUCCUAAGGAAGAGGAACCACCUGCUGCGCACCAUCUCCUCCCAACCGACCCCCAGCUCCCCGACAGGCAGCAUCCACAACAGACCGGAACGCACACAGAGCCAGUCAGACGGCGAGCGGCUGGAGCGGGAGCGGCUGGAUUGCGCUCAAAGCUACAGCCAGGGAGCAGCGCAGCGCAGCAUGAGCAUCACAGCCAGCUGCUGGGGCCGCAGCAGCAGCACCAAGCUGGAACCAGGCAUCCUCAGCCCCAAAUGAGAUGAGGGAGACAAUGUGAGAGUACCUUAAAAAUAUACAGGGCUGAGGAAGAGACCCAUGACGAAGAGAAGUGCAAAGAGUUCAAAACAGCUGGCUUGCACUAGGUGCUACAAACCACUCUUUAUAAACUAAUGCCAGUCACACUCAACAUAGAUAUUUAUGAACAGAGGCUAUGGCUCUGUUCUCUGUUUUAUUACACAAAACUCAACAGGCAUUUCAAAGAGACCUUAAACAGGAACCUUGCACACAAACAGACAAAGCUUACAUUGUAGGGAUCCAGACUGUUUCUACUGUUUAAUACAUAUUUAACAGUCUUGAAUACUAGCUCAGUUCUUUUCCUACAGCAGACUUUUAGAUUGGUGAUGGUUACACAUACAAGCACCCCGAUGCUGUACACUUACGCAAACAACACAACGUGGUUACAGACCGCCUGUAUCAGGUCCAAGUUUCUGAUUCUGCUCUGUAACUGACUACUGCCACUGCAAGCACAGCAAUUACUAUAGAGAUCAACGGCGAGUAUAAUAGUUUUAAAGUUAUGUCUUUUUAAUGAGAUAAUAAGAUGUGUUCUUGAGCUAAAAAUCAGGUAAAACUGGACUGGAUGUGUUUCUUUUCCCAGUGUGACCAAACAGACAGUUAGCGGAGAUGUAUAUUUUGAAGAUUUCUUCAAAAUGUUUUUUCUGUAAGCUAACAAUACAUUUGAUUAAGAUCUCCUACUUGUUUCAUAUAGGACUAAAUAUUUCUAGCUAAUGUUUCACCAUACAGUCCAGUUUUGCUUGUUUUCUAGUCGCCCCUCAGAACAAAGAACCAUCCAGAUAUCACAUGCAGCAAACAGAGAAACUACCCUUUAACUACUGAAACUGUUCCUGGGAUUUUUUAGCAUUUGACCACAUCUCACCGUACUGCGCUGCUGAACCUUCCUGAAUCAGCCGCGUACAAUUCAGCUAUUGGGGAAACUCCUGCUACUGUGCGGUUAAUGUGCCAAAGUAAACAGUAUAGAGUGAUAUGCUGUACAUGAACAGAAAGGACAUGAUUACGGUCUCCUGCGUACAAAUGGAAUAGAUUGUGUAAGUAUGUAGUUGAACGGCUUAAUGAGGCUUGUAUAUAAUUGUUAUAUUACAGUGCAGAUCUGGUAUCUGGUCCACUGAAGACCAGUUUCAAGUGUCUUCUUUACUCCGGGGGUAAACACCACCUCAUUCAGGAUACACUUUAAUGAUUGAUGAUAACUCUUCUUAUUUAAGAUUAUAGAUAUUUUAAAAUGUAUUGAUUUUGUGAACAAAGUGUGUUUUAAGAUUACUUAAGCUAUGUUGGUUUUAAUUUUUCUUUAAACUUUAGUUGCAGCAGCCAAAACUCAAAGAGGUCUUUGCCUGGCACAGUAUUGUAUUUCUCUUACGUUAACUUACAGAUCUGCAGAAUUGUAUCAACAGAACUGCUAUCUUGUGUCAUAUAUUGUAUGUUUAUUAUCUAUUUUGCAAAUUUGGGAUAUGGCUUCUCUCUGGUUAUCCCUCAGCUGUAAAUGAGGCGUUGAAUGUGCUCAUAGAUAAUCCUCCUCCAUUAAGGUUUCUCUGUUCUGCUGCGCCUUUAGAGGAAGACAAAUCUGCAAAUUGUAAAUUCUGUACAAAAUGCUGUCAGAAGUAGGAGCACAGAGCUCAGACUUACUUAACGCUGUUCGCCAUUUAUCACUGAAAUGGGUGCAGAUGUGUGAUUUAUUCAUUCAAAUGAUUUGGCCCUCUGACAGGCAUGUAGGGAGCUGACUGCAAUGGACCAAUAUGGGCUCAAAUGAAAGGGAAACGUGCAAUAUUACUCAACCGCACCACAAGAUCAAACGGACUGUUGAUGGAAUGUUACAGCGCAUUGACAAUCAGCUCGACGGGCACAAAUUCUCCAGACGUCGGAUCACAGAGGGAAUCCGAAUACAUCUUAUUACUCAACAAACGCACAGGGACACAUGCAACACUUUUAAAGACCAUUACUAAAAAAGUAGGGAUCUCUCACUGAAAGUGCCACUUAACCUGAUCGGUCUUAACUGAUCGACACUCAGUUGUCAGUUUAUUAGGUACACCUGUCCAAAAGAGAGUCCUGCCUUCAUGAAGGAUAUCAUUUUUUUAGAGGAUCGAUUUAAUGGUGAUUUUGGAGGCUGUAGUUUGUGAUGCUGUUGAAUUGUAUUGUGUUAUACUGAAAGGUGUUUCUAAUAUUUUGUCCAGCCCUUUUAUAUCAAUGAGGGGAGACCUAAUGCUAGAUAACUGAGUGUGCAUUCUUAUGUAUAGGUGCCUAUGACUUCCCUAAUCAGGGCUGAUUAUAGCCACCCUGGUGAAGAAAGGCGCCAUUACUAACUGUAGUACAGUCCCUCUGCUUUUUGACCAUUUCAGAGAUCUGGCUUGAAGCCAUAUAAAUAAAACUCUUUCGGAGGCUGCUGAUUAAAGAACGGCUGUUUGGAAAUCAAUAGUAAUUAGAAAAAAAAGGAAAUGCAAUGCUGUAAAACACGCACUCAUCUAAAGUUGGCAACUACUGAACCAUAUGUCCUUCCCCCCCAGAUUGCCUGGAUAUUAAAAUCCCCCAAACAAUGUAAAGAAGAAGCGGUGCGGUCAUCUGUGAGGUUUGGAUUCUCUGGGCAGACAGUCGCUAUGAUUCUGCUGCUGACACACACAUUUCCAGAGGCCUUACAUUUCCUUUUUCUGCCUUACAUCACCGUCGUGUUGCGAGGCCUAGAACGAACGCUGCUCACUCCUGAAUUCACUUCAUGGAAAAGGACAGACCGUUGACUUUGUGGAAAUAGAAAAAGGGGCCAUAUUUGCUUCAAAGGCUUUGUCUUGUUUUCACUUGAAAGGAAAUGUACAAAGCAGAAAUCUAUUUGAAAUAUUUCACCGACAUUAGGCAAUCCGUCGCUGUCUCAAGCUCUGUCCCCGGGUUAAUGCAACGCCACCACUGUUACAUCAACAGUUAGCGUUCAUAGGCUGUGUGUAUAUAUAUGCAACAUACCCUGGUAAAUACUUUCCUUGUACAGGGUGUGUAUCUUGUAGGUUUUGGAUAACUUCAUUUUAUUCAUUCCCUUGUGCUUUUAUGUACAGUGUAUAAAGAACAUAAACUACCAAGUCAUUUCGGCCUUUUUUCACAGUCAAAGUCAUGAAGAAUAAGCUCCAUAGCAUGUCUCUUCAGAGAGCACGGAUUAUUCAAAUAUAGGAUCAGUCACUGCAGUUGACACAAACUGUUUAUUUUUCAGGAAUCAGUUCACUCAAAUGCAAAUUUGUUCAGAGAACCAAAGAAAAAAAACUGAGAUGUGAAGGUGAGUAGACAUCUACGAGUGGGCGUAGAGUACGUAGCCAAAAGAGAGUCCACGCUUAAACCAGCUUCGUAUUGUACAACAGGAAUCAGUUUAUUUAAAAUGAAAAAACAUUUGACUGUCGGUCUGUUUUCAGUCACAUCAUCUGAGUAGCAGGUACAGAAGACAGACAACCUCACUGAAAACAUGGACAAAACACAUUCAUCAUUGAAUAUUAAAACCAUCUUCCUUGUGCAGAGUUCAGUCGACACAAAACGGAAGUCGCUCACUAACUCCAGCAUAGAUUUAAUAAGGCAAAUCAGUACGAGAUAUUGUCUUUUAUCUGCAUUAAAAACAUCACGAGUGCAUGUCCCUUUAUACUGUUCAGUGAAAUCACACGCAGCCGUUUGAGGUGACGCUUCAAUGUUCAGCUUGUUGAGGCUCCGCUCCUGAAGUAGAUCACGUCAUCUUCUACCGGUUCACUUUCCUCUGGAAUUCUUUCCCGUCUCCCUUGGUGGAUUGCUAUGGGAUGAAUGCACGUUCACCGUUAGAUAUAAAAGGGAAGUCUUUGUUUAUGUCACAAAAUUAGAAUUGAACCUCUGUCUCUUGUACCUUGCUGAUGUCUUUGUGUUUUUCUCGGCUGACCAUCUCCUCUAUGAUCUCUCCUUCUCCUCUCACCAAUCUGGAAGAAAGAAAAAAGCAACCCUGAGCUGUAGAAUUUAUUACAAGAA
This is a messenger RNA of Anarrhichthys ocellatus (wolf-eel), 11514 nucleotides long. Its product is annotated as membrane-associated phosphatidylinositol transfer protein 2-like. Gene Ontology annotation, molecular function: phosphatidylcholine intramembrane carrier activity; metal ion binding; phosphatidylcholine binding. Gene Ontology annotation, cellular component: cytoplasm. Bases 3061 to 7527 code for a protein of 1488 amino acids. Lineage: Eukaryota; Metazoa; Chordata; Actinopteri; Perciformes; Anarhichadidae. The record is from RefSeq and is a predicted model, not a curated record. Gene Ontology annotation, biological process: phospholipid transport. The transcript is spliced from 27 exons.